AACCUUACCAAUUAGUUAAUUAUUUUAUUUGUUUUCGGAAAUUUCGAGACAUUUAAAAGAAGGCCUCGAUUUACAUAAUCACGGUGUGACGUUUUACAUCUCGGAGGCUUUCGGUUUAUGAAACCCACAUUUGGGGAGGGUACAGGUGUCGUGUUGCUUCUUUGUAACGUUUAAAGUCAGGCAGAAAAUGCAUCGCGAGUUAUCGGACUAAUGUACUGUAAAGUAAGGGCUUCAGCCUGAAGAGGUGAGGAAGAUGGAUGUUUCAGACAAAGAGGUGGAACUCAAACUCUGUGGGUUGAAGACAGACAUUAAUUUGCUGAUUGAGUGUCUAAAAUAUCAGAUGGAUGACCCACAUUCUCAAAAGCAAGUUCUAGUUACCAUUCAUUCCAUCUGCCAACAGAACGGCGGGAUUGUAGAUUAUGUCCGGGAGAUCGGAGGUGUGAUGUUUGUGUACAAGCUUUUCAAGUCUGUCCAGAAUUCGGAGGUAAAGGAGGCAGCUCUGUUUGCUUUAGGAGGAUUUGCGGAGAAGAAUGUAUUUUGCCAGCAGGAGUUGUGCAACUCAGAAUUUCUUGCAGAAUUAGCACAGUCACUCUCACAGGACUCUUCUCUGAACCUCAGAAGGGUAGCAGUCUACAUGAUUUCAGUACUGGUCUCCAAUAACAAAUCUGGACAGUCUCUUGUUAAAACUACUGGCUGCAUUGAUAUCCUAUUGAACUUAUUCAGAACAUGCUUUCCAAUCUCAGAAAAGAACAUAAAACAAGCAACCAUCAGCCAGUACUUUUGCCUGUGGACUUCUGUGUCCAGCGCUCUGUGCAGCUGUGUCAAUAACCCGCAGAAUGAAGAGAACCAGCAAAUAUGCACAGUUGCCUUUCCAGUUUCCAAUGAGUGGCUGCAGAAGCAUACUAGAAGAGAUAUAUUACAGCCCAUUUGUUCAUUUAUCGGCUUGACUGUUGCAAAUAAUUCCUGUGCACAGAGGUGCUUUGCCACAUCUGGAGGAUUGGUCACUCUGGUACAGGCCCUAGUGCAACAGGCCAGCCAGUCAAACAGGAGCCCCUCUGCCUGUGAUCUUGCCAUCAUGAUGACAAAGACCCUGUGCGCUUGCAUAGCAGAUAAUGCUCCCCUUGGUUCGGGCCUGUCUCAGUAUCGGCUGGUUCCCAGGCUUCUGUCCCUGCUUUCAUGUACAACGUUGGAUCCACAAGACCUGUUAUGCAUUGUGCUCACUCUUGGUUAUUGUGCUGAAGCCUGUGAGGAGCACCAGGUCCAGCUGUUGCAGAGUGGUGGCCUGCCCAAGAUGAUUCAGUUACUGACUGAGCCUCAGGAAGAGGAAGUGAAAAAGGCUGCUACUUUUGUGCUUCAGACCUGCAAACAAAUCACUGAAAAACUAGCAGUGGGCCUGAAUAGUCAAUCCUGGGAUAGCAGAAAUGAACUGGAUAGCUAUAAGACGUCAGCAGAAGAAAUGUUAAGGAGGUUUGAUGCAAUAAAAAAGCAGUACUCUGAGGGCCUGCACAGGAAUGAUGAGUCUGUUGAGAGUUUAGGUGAUGAAUUUUGUAACUCCAGACACCAAAAAACGUCAAGCUGUGGAAUGAUGGCAGAGGUGAGACAGAACUCUCCCUUGCAGCUGCCUGUGGAGGCCCCGUACAGGACUGCGAAAGGGAGCGAUGAGGAGAGGGACAGGCUCUUCCAGUGGUAUAAAACCGUGAAGGCGAAUAGAGAACGUGCUUCAGAUUAUACUGCACCAAAAGGCACAGGGAAAGAAACAAAUGGAAUAAUUGGAAGUCAGACAAGGGACCAAAAGGUUCAUAUGGACCAAGGCCAAAUAAUCUGGGCUAACAAAGAACAACAAGGUGCUGCAAGCAACCCUGCAGCACAGCACUAUUCUGUGAACAGAGAAGAAGUGGGCAGGAGCAGUGGAACAUCAGAGCCACAGGGUGGAGCUGUCUGCUCUGGAGACUAUAAGAAACACAACAUCAGUUGUGGUGCAUUGAAGAGGAAGAGCAGUCUGCCAACCUCACUGCCUGUUUUGGGACAGCCAGAGACAUUAAGAGAGCAGGACAGAGAUCACAGAUACCCUGCUAGGGACUCGCAAAGGCAAGUUGUUUUCAAACACCCAGCUCCACUCUUGAAUAUUGAUAAAAAACAGAAGAAAAUUGUGUCUGUCAAAGAUCCCAUUGUCAUAUGUUCAGAAAUUCUUGACAAUGAAAUAAGCAAUAUCCUGAAAACACCAGCAUCUGUGAAUAAAUAUAAAAACUUUCGAUGCUCAGGCUGUGUGACAGGUGUCCGUGCUCUGAACAGUAGGAAUUUCAGCCAGAUCCUCCGAUCGUGCCAGUACAAAUGUGAGAGGCAUAUGGUACUUUUGGAAGCGGAGGAUAGAUACAAAAAGGGAAUCGGAAAGUUAUUAGAACAGAAAAGAAACAAAUUGGAUUCCUAUAGACAAAUCUCACUGACACCAUUGAAAAAACAGACAUCUUUCAAGAAAUAUCCUAAAAACCUAUGUGAUAAGGCAGAGGGAAAGUGGAUUACUUUGACUCCUGUAAAAAAGUCUUUUAUUUCCAAAGGCUUGAACUGGAUACAAAAUGGGAGAAGACCAAUUGCUGCUGAUUGCCAGGAGAAAGAGAAUGGGAACACCUAUUCAUCUGAUGAAUCGAUAGAGCCUUGUUUCAGUGAGUCAGCCAGGACACAGGUAGCUACAAGAAGGCAAAGAAAGAACUUCACUGAGAAGGAAGUGCAGUAUUUGUUGGAUGGAGUGAAGAAACUGGGUCCUCGCUGGAAUUCAAUACUUUGGUCCUAUCCUUUUCAGAGUGGACGGACAAAUGUAGACUUGGCAAAGAAAUACAGCAAAUUACAAAAGGAAAAACAAGACUGAAGUCACUUAAAAACAUCAGAGAAUACUACACUGUAAAGGAUAUUGCACACUAUUUAAAAUGGUAUGCUUAACCUUGUGAAGUAUAAUGUCUAGCUUUUAAUUGUUUUAUACACUUUUAAUGGAGGUAAAACUAUUCCAUUGUUUGAAAGACAACUUCCGUUAUCUGAUGGUAUAUAAGAUUUGUUUGUGAAGUAGGAAAAACUUUUUUUUUAAUAACUAAAGGGGGGAUUCCUAUUUUAAUUAAAAGGUAAGACAGUUGUGGCCAACUCUUUGGAUGCUUUUUUCUAGAACAAAGAACAUGUGACCUCCCUUUACUCCAGUGUGGCAUUGCUAUGAUCUGAUAUUUAAACAGCCAGUUGUGCUAUGAUGUUGUGUUUGACUAAAUUCAGUGCAGUGGUUUUAGUCAUUUUUACUGGUCAGACCAAUGUCUUGUGUGAAAAACGUUUGUUGAAGGUCUUUGUGUAGAAUUACAUAAUUUUCUUCUCCCCAGUGAUUUAAUUAAAAUUCAGUUCAUGGUUCCCUAAAUAAAUGUUCAAGAUGUA
This is a messenger RNA of Lepisosteus oculatus (spotted gar), 3405 nucleotides long. The record is from RefSeq and is a predicted model, not a curated record. NCBI's taxonomy places the organism in Eukaryota, Metazoa, Chordata, Actinopteri, Semionotiformes, Lepisosteidae.